Phymastichus coffea is the source of this 971-nucleotide messenger RNA. RefSeq names its product microsomal glutathione S-transferase 1-like. The record is from RefSeq and is a predicted model, not a curated record. Lineage: Eukaryota; Metazoa; Arthropoda; Insecta; Hymenoptera; Eulophidae. The transcript is spliced from 5 exons. Gene Ontology annotation, cellular component: membrane. Bases 57 to 749 code for a protein of 230 amino acids.
GUGGGGUUCCACCUCUCGCAGGGCAACUCGCCGCUCUGAGGGUCGUCGACGGGCGGAUGCAGGAUGGAUAUACACAGGUCGCCGUUCUGCAAAAAAGCGACAACGGGGAUCGGACGACAGGAGUGUUCACUCACGUCAUCACGCCACGAUAUCUGCAUGUGUGUGUCGUACGUAUAAGUGGUGCGUGUGGCGGCUUGAAUUACCGGCAAAGCAUCUCUUCCACAAAGCCACGACAUCAAGCGUUCUUCCCUCUUACUUUAGAUAAGACAAAGGUUCGAACACUUGGCUGUCCAAACGACGCUGUAAUCAUGGCUCCAGCUUACAAUCCCGAAAUAAUGGGAGUGUUUGGAUUCUGGACUGGGAUCCUUACACUCAAACUUUUGUCUAUGUCUCUUUUGACUGCGAGAACUCGAUUUCGUAAGAAGGUAGUUGCCAAUCACGAAGAUGCUAUGAUGCUGGGAAAGGUUCGUGUGGCAUACGAUGAUGUGGAUGUGGAGCGAGUUCGCAGAUCACACCUAAACGACUUGGAGAACAUUUUGCCAUGGGUAGCCAUAACGUACAUUUAUCUGGGAACUGCUCCAGCCAACUGGUUUGCUGCCCUGUUGAUCAGAGGCUUCGUGCUAUCUAGAAUUGGACAUACUCUGUCUUACGCUAUUUUUCCUAAGCAACCCUUCCGUGCCAUUACAUUCUUCAUUGGAUUUUCUCUGACAGCCUUCGAAGCAGCUGCCACAAUCUACUACUACUUGUAAUUCUGACCGAAAGAAGUCAGAUUGGCUAAUUCAUGACAAUUGUAGGAGGCACCUGUGCAGAAACUAAAAACUUUCGCGAGGCUAUUCAUAUAUAUAUUUUUCGACACUCCGUGUGCAAAAAUGUAUACUGUAUAAUGGGAGUUUCAAGAGAGAGAGGAAGAGCGAGAAAUGCAUUGUAAAGGGUUGAUGAUUUCUUAUUCUAUUUACAAAUAAAAUAAGCGA